Messenger RNA from Leptidea sinapis, 851 nucleotides. RefSeq names its product proteasome subunit beta type-1 (gene Prosbeta6). NCBI's taxonomy places the organism in Eukaryota, Metazoa, Arthropoda, Insecta, Lepidoptera, Pieridae. The transcript has a single exon. Gene Ontology annotation, cellular component: proteasome core complex. The coding region runs from base 117 to 815 and encodes 232 amino acids. The record is from RefSeq and is a predicted model, not a curated record.
UAUGUAUAUUGUAUUCGUCAAAUCACAAUUUAAAGUUAAAUUUCAUUGUGUCUAAAUUGUGCAUGUCAUUCUUCAUUUAAUAUUUUAAUAAACUUAGUUAUAAUAAUAAAAUCAAAAUGUUGAAUGUGAAUGAAAACUUCCCCGAAUAUGCUUUACCGGGAGGAAAGAAAGUUCAUUUUGAACCAUACGCCGACAACGGAGGCAGCGUUGUCGCUAUUGCCGGUGAAGAUUAUGCAGUCAUUGGAGCAGAUACACGUCUCAGCACGGGAUUCUCUAUUUACACAAGGGAGCAGAAAAAGCUAUUUAAACUUUCCGAUAAAACAGUGUUGGGAGCAACUGGAUGUUGGUGCGACACUCUCACCCUCACCAGACUGAUACAAGCGCGCAUGCAGAUGUACGAACAUGAACACAACAAAUCCAUGACAACACCAGCUGUUGCACAAAUGCUGUCCACCAUGUUGUACUACAAGAGGUUCUUUCCGUACUACAUAUCUAAUGUGUUAGCUGGACUUGAUGCAGAUGGGAAAGGGUGUGUAUACAGCUAUGAUCCCAUUGGGCACUGUGAGCGCUCUAACUUUAGAGCUGGAGGGUCUGCAGGCGCUCAAUUGCAGCCACUGCUUGAUAAUCAAAUUGGUUUGAAAAAUAUGCAGAAUGUUAGUGAAGCUCCUUUGCCCAAGGAGAAAGCACUUGCUCUGUUAAAGGAUGUCUUCAUUAGUGCGGCAGAAAGAGACAUAUACACUGGUGACUACAUUUAUAUUUUGGUAAUCACUUCUAAUGGAAUACAAGAAGAGAAAUUUGACCUCCGCAAAGAUUAACUUUUAUUGUAUUAAAAACUUCUAUUGUAUAAUAAA